This is a messenger RNA of Ictalurus punctatus (channel catfish), 8984 nucleotides long. RefSeq names its product ATP-binding cassette, sub-family A (ABC1), member 3b (gene abca3b). Bases 287 to 5419 code for a protein of 1710 amino acids. Gene Ontology annotation, cellular component: membrane; intracellular membrane-bounded organelle. Gene Ontology annotation, biological process: transmembrane transport; lipid transport. Gene Ontology annotation, molecular function: lipid carrier activity; ATP hydrolysis activity; ATP binding. The record is from RefSeq and is a predicted model, not a curated record. The transcript is spliced from 31 exons. NCBI's taxonomy places the organism in Eukaryota, Metazoa, Chordata, Actinopteri, Siluriformes, Ictaluridae.
CGUGACUUCGUUUGUUGACGUGUGUUCGUGUGUUCAUCAGAGCCGGGCGCAAUGUCAUUCCUGCCGAGCCGAUAUUUUCUAAUAUAAUGCCAGAUCAAGGGUCUUCCUUAAACAAUCCAGGCGCAUGAACACCUCUCCGGAUGAUUAGACCGAAGGAGCACGUCGUUCUUUAAUGUUUUUGUCUUUAUCUUUAGGAGGGAUAUUUUUGCCAGCCUGGUUGAAAGGACAGCUUAUGAAGUUCAUCGUGAAAGUACGAAGGUUGUAAAGCAGUGGCUGGGAACUAACCAUGGCUGUGUGGCGACAGUUUGGCCUACUUCUCUGGAAGAACUACCUACAGCAAAAGCGUCAGAUCUUGGUGACGUUGGUGGAGAUCACACUGCCCCUCCUGUUCUCUGCCAUCCUGAUUGUACUGCGUCAGAAGGUGUCCUUUACCAACUACCCCAAUGCCACGCAUUACGAUAGUUUCUCACUGGAACAGCCUCCUGAUAAGUUGCCCAUAGGCCUGCAACUCGCCUACGUGCCGGCAAAUUCCAGCAUAGUACGCCAGGUGGCUGAGGAUGUGCAGCUCAGUCUGGAACAUGGCACCAUCAGUGCUGUGCGUGGGUUUGAGACUGAGCAUCAGUUUGAGGAGUUUGUGAAGACAGACCCUGAAUCAGCAAAGAUCCUGGCAGCAGUGGUGUUUGAGCACUUGUUUACUCAAGAUGAUGAACCUCUCCCACUUCAGGUCAGGUAUCACCUGCGCUUCACCUAUAACCCCCGAAAUGCUCCUCCCAAGGAAAAAUCAGAGCUGAAUCCAAACAAUGACCUUGACUGGCACACUCUCGGCCUGUUCCCCCUCGUUCAGUUGCCUGGACCUCGAGAGCAGCACGAUUCUUAUGGGGGCACUCCAGGUUAUUACCGUGAGGGCUUCCUAAUGGUUCAGCAUGCUGUGGAUCGAGCCAUCAUGAAGGCCUACAACAGGACAGCAGCGACUGCCCUCUUCAUGCAGACACGGGUCGUGCUGUCACGCUUCCCUUACCCGGCUUACAUCUAUGAUGUCUUCAUCCUGGCCAUCCAGAACCAGCUGCCCCUCUUGCUAGUGCUCAGCUUCACCUACACUUCCCUCAAUAUUGUCCGAGCCAUAGUGCAGGAGAAGGAAAGAAAACUCAAGGAAUACAUGAGAAUGAUGGGUCUGAGUAACUGGCUGCACUGGAGUGCCUGGUUCCUCAUGUUCUUCAUUUUCCUCUCCAUCUCUAUCUUCUUUGUCACCUUACUCUUCUGUGUCCAGGUGAGUCCAAAUGGAGCAGUGCUGACCUAUAGUGACCCUACACUAGUCUUCGUCUUCCUCCUUGUUUUUGCCGUGGCUACUAUCAGCUUCUGUUUCAUGAUCAGCUCCUUCUUCUCCAGAGCUAACGUUGCAGCAGCAGCAAGUGGUUUCCUCUACUUCUUUAGCUACCUGCCAUACCUCUUCAUGUGGCCACGUUAUGACCUGCUAUCCCACGCUCAGAAGGUUUCUGUCUGUCUCAUCUCCAAUGUAGCGAUGGCUAUGGGUGCCCAACUUAUUGGCAUGUUUGAAGGCAAAGGCAUGGGGAUCCAGUGGAGUAAUCUGUUUGAGCCUGUGACUGUGGAUGAUGACUUCUCACUGGGUCAGGUUCUUGGGCUCUUGCUGCUGGACUCCAUACUCUACAGCCUGGUGGCUUGGUACAUAGAGGCUGUCUUCCCCGGCGAGUAUGGAGUGCCACGACCAUGGUACUUUUUCAUACUGCCCUCAUACUGGUGCAACAGCCCUCGAUUUGCCCUGCUGAAAGAGAAGGAGGAAGAAGAGGAUGCAGAGAAAGUGCUGAAAGGAGAGUUCAUUGAAGAAGAGCCGACAGGAUUAAUCUCUGGGGUCAAAAUCAAGCACCUGGCCAAGGUUUUUAAAAUGGGCAAUAAGACUAAAGAAGCAGUGAAGGAUCUCACAUUAAACAUGUAUGAAGGCCAGAUCACGGUGCUGCUAGGACACAACGGAGCCGGAAAGACUACCACACUGUCUAUGCUGACUGGCUUGUUUCCUCCCAGCAGUGGCCGAGCUUACAUCAAUGGCUACGAUAUAUGCCAGGAUAUGGUUCUGAUCCGCCGCAGCCUAGGCCUGUGCCCACAACACGAUGUGCUUUUUGACAACCUCACAGUCAGAGAGCAUCUGCUUUUCUAUGCCCAGCUGAAGGGUUACCCUCGUGAAAAGAUUCCAGAUGAGGUGGACCGCAUCAUCCGUAUCCUAAAACUGGAGGAUAAGAGGAGUGCACGGUCAAAGACCCUUUCAGGUGGAAUGAAGCGCAAGCUUUCUAUCGGAAUUGCACUUAUUGGAGACUCGAAGGUGGUGAUGCUGGACGAGCCUACCUCUGGCAUGGACCCAUCAGCCAGGCGAGCCACAUGGGAUCUUUUGCAGGGCGAGAAACGAAGUCGUACCAUCCUUCUCACCACGCACUUCAUGGACGAGGCGGACCUACUGGGAGACCGCAUUGCUAUUAUGGCUGAUGGGGAACUCCAAUGCUGUGGCUCACCUCUCUUCCUCAAGAACAAAUACGGUGCUGGCUACCACAUGGUGAUAGUAAAAGAUGUGUUGUGUAAUGUAUCAGAGAUCAGCCGCCUGGUCCACAUGUACGUCCCCAAUGCCACCCUGGAGAGUAGCGCUGGGGCUGAACUUUCCUACAUCCUGCCAAAAGAGAGCACUAGCCGGUUCGAGCUUCUGUUUGCUGAACUGGAAAUGAACAGAGAGGAGUUGGGCAUCGCAAGCUAUGGAGCAUCUGUUACCACCAUGGAGGAAGUUUUUCUUAGGGUCGGGAAGCUGGUGGACUCCAGUCUAGACAUUCAGGCCAUUCAGCUUCCAGCCCUGCAGUACCAGCAUGAGCGAAGGUCACAUGACUGGACGGUUGACGAUACUAGCAGUAUCAGCGGCAUGACUGAUGUGACUGACUUCACCGAUAGUGGCACACUGAUCUCAGAGGACUGCUCCAACAUCAAACUCAACACAGGGGCUAAGCUGUACAUGCAGCAGUUCUAUGCCAUGUUCCUGAAGAGGGCACUGUAUAGCUGGCGGAACUGGAAGGUGAUGGUGGCACAGUUUUUAGUGCCACUUAUCUUCACAGUAGUCGCCCUUGUGGUGGCUCAGACUCUCCCUGGGCAGCACAAAACCCCAGAACUUCCCCUAGCACUCAGCCGCUAUGGCCCCACCACUGUGCCCAUGGCCCUGGAUUCUAAUGCUGGACCCCUGGCUACAGCGCUUGCUGAAGCCUAUGCUGCCCAACUUGCUGCCCAGAGCGCCAGACCAGUGACCAACCUAACUGACUUCUCUGAGUAUGUACUGAACAAUGCCAUGAUGGAAGGAGGAGCCUUCAACGAGCGCUGCGUGGUGGGUGCUGCUUUUCGUGGCCGAACUACGAGGUUUGCUGAAAUCACUGGCUACUUCAACAACCAAGGCUACCACACACCGGCUACUGCGCUCAUGCUGGUGGAUAAUGCACUGUACAGGCUCCUGGCUGGCCCCAGCGCUUCCAUCCAGACAGGAAACAAUCCCAUGCCCCGUAACGUGUCAGAGACAGCCCAGAGCCAGUUCUCAGAGGGUCAGACUGGCUUUGCCAUAGCCAUUAACCUAAUGUAUGGAAUGGCAUCCUUGGCCAGUACCUUCGCCCUGCUCCUGGUGAUUGAGCGCGCUGUGAAGUCCAGGCACGUACAGCGGGUCAGCGGAGUCUACCUCUCCAACUUCUGGUUCUCUGCAUUGCUCUGGGAUCUGAUCAACUUUGCACUGCCUUGUCUUCUAAUGCUGGUUGUGUUCCGUGCGUUUGGGGUGAAGGCCUUUGUUGAGGAAAAUCACAUGGUAGAUGUGCUGCUUUUGUUGCUGCUCUAUGGCUGGGCUGUGAUUCCACUAAUGUACCUGCUCAGCUUCCUGUUCUCUAGUGCUGCCACUGCUUACACACGCCUCACCAUCUUCAACAUCAUCAGUGGCACAGCCACCUUCCUUGCCGUCACCAUCAUGACCAUCCCUGAGCUGCAGCUGCAGAAUCUUUCACGUUUACUGGAUAAAGUAUUCCUGCUAUUCCCCAACUACUGCCUGGGCAUGUCCUUUAGCCAGUUCUACCGAAACUACGAGACCAUUAGCUUCUGUACCACCAGCUUCCUCACUAAAGACAUCUGCCAUCUUUACAACAUCACCUAUCAGCUAAAUUACUUCUCUAUGAAUGAACCCGGAGUGGGCUGCUACUUGGUGGCCAUGUCCCUGCAAGGUGUGGUUUUCCUCGUCCUUCUCUUCGUCAUCGAGCUCCAGUGCAUCAAUACACUCUUCAGCCUCUGCCGGAGAUGCAAGAAGGGUAUGCUGAUCGGAGAAGAAGCCCUUCAACCUGAGGAUAGAGACGUGGCCGAUGAGAGAAAGAGGGUUUUGGAAUGCCAGCCUGUGGUGGAGUCCAUGGUGGGCAGUCCUCUUAUUCUGCAAGAACUUACCAAGGUGUACCCAGGGAGUCAGUCUCUGCUGGCAGUGGACCGCUUGUCCCUGGCUGUGGGGAAAGGUGAAUGCUUUGGCCUGCUAGGUUUUAAUGGAGCUGGAAAGACAACUACGUUUAAAAUGCUGACUGGAGAUGAGACUGUGACUGCAGGGGAUGCCUUCAUCGAUGGCUACAGUAUUCUCCGCGAUGUGAAGAAGGUACAGCAGCGAAUCGGCUACUGUCCUCAGUUUGAUGCUGUGCUGGAUCACAUGACUGGCCGUGAGACUCUUAGCAUGUAUGCAAGGCUCAGAGGAAUCCCUGAGAAAUAUGUGUUUGCAUGUGUGGAGAAUGUGCUCCGCUCAUUGCUCCUGGAGCCACACGCUGACAAACUGGUCCGCAGUUACAGUGGGGGCAACAAGAGGAAGCUGAGUGCAGGUAUGGCUCUGAUUGGCGGGCCACCUGUCAUCUUCCUGGAUGAGCCGUCCACUGGCAUGGACCCCGUGGCCAGACGCUUGCUCUGGGAUGCAGUCACACGCACCAGAGAAUCUGGCAAAGCCAUUAUUAUCACCUCACACAGUAUGGAGGAGUGUGAGGCUUUGUGCACUAGACUGGCUGUGAUGGUCAAUGGACAGUUCAAGUGUCUGGGCAGCCCACAGCAUCUAAAGAGCAAAUUUGGCAGUGGAUACACACUGUUGGCCAAAAUCCACAUGGAGGCUGAUUUAGAGGAGAUGGACCUUCAGCACUUUAAAGACUUCAUCGAGAGCAUCUUCCCUGGUAGCGUACUGAAGGAUGAACAUCAGGGAAUGGUACAUUAUCAUUUGACUGACAAAACAUUAACCUGGGCUCAGGUUUUUGGGACACUUGAGGCAGCUAAGGAGAAAUAUAGGAUUGAGGACUAUUGUGUGAGUCAGAUCUCAUUGGAGCAAGUUUUCCUGAGCUUUGCUCAGUUCCAGCACUGUUCAGAAGGCCAGCGGAAAUCACACUGAGAAAAAAGAGAGCUGAAGACUCCUGUAGUUUUCCUUAUUUUGUGCCUUUAUGUGGUGCAACUUGGGCUGAGAGAUUUUUCUCCACAUGUUCAGGUCUCAGAAAAUUUCUUUCUCUUCCCCAUACACCAACACAAAGGUGUCAACCACUGUACUGUACUGCACUGAUACUGUACUUCACUUAUCACAGAUGUUGGAAAGUACUUUUUUUUUGAGGUCUGGACUAAACAUGUGUAGUGUAUGUUUGUGUGUGUCUGUGUAUGCAGGUAUGUGUGUGUGUGUGUGUGUGUGAGUGGCAGUCAUUGCAAGCAGUGUGUUUGGGUGGAGAGGUUUUUUCGCCCACACCAAAUACAACAGUCAAGGUGCAUUCACACAUACAGUGACUCGCUGCGACAAAGCGACCGGAGACCAUUCAUUUUCAAUGUGAGCUGGCGACUUCCGUUGACAUGAGAGACAGCAACCAUUGGCAACUAGAUGUGGGCAUGUCCAUAGACUUUGAAAGCUGAGAAAAGUUCAACUUUACUGCAAAUUUGUAGUGAUUUGGUGCAGUGACUACCAAAGGGAGUGAAGACACUAGAGCGCAAAUGAUCCGUAGCUACCCGUGCUCACUAGCAGAAGCAGCGCCAUUGCGGUGGUAUAGCAUAUAUAUAGCACAUAUAGUGAAUGACACCCUGAUGGUGAUGCUCACUUACUGAGAUAGGAGCUACACCGGGAUUUUGCUCGAUUGAAACAAAAAGUGAGUGUGUUUCAUUAUUAUUAUUUUUCUUUAAACGCGCUAAGGCCAUAAGCUAAGCUAAUUGGCACUUGCGCUUUUCCCACAGAUAGAUGGCCGCAAUGGCAAAGAGCGCACACUGCUUCUCCUUCAUCUCAUAGGAUGCAAUGUAUAUAUACACUGCUGAAUUUUAUAUCAGAUCGCUCUCCCUCCAGAAUGUUUAAUUUUAGCAGUAAGAAAUCUGGUUUGUUGUCUCAAGUGGAAUGCUAGUUGCGCCGCCCAUGUUACGAUGGCAACCAGUAGUAGAAACGCCUACUGGCGACUUCAUAGUACAGAGACUGGCGACUUGCAUCAAUAAAUUGCUGUACGUGUGAACACACCUUAAAUCCUUAAUCUAUUAAGUUUUAAAGUCUUUUGCACCACUUGUGGCUGGAAGCUCAUUCUGAAUCAUGAUUGUAUGAUGGACCAGGAUUAUGUGUAAAUGUCUACAUGUGUAUGAAGCUGCUUAUGAUAUGUAUGACUUUGAUUGUUUGUUUGUUUCUUUCUUCUUUUUUUUUUUGCUGCAGUCAGACGUUUGACCGUGUGUGUAUUCAAGCUGUGCUGCAAAAAAUAGUCACCUUAAAGAAUCAAAAUAAAUUUAUAAACAAUGGCAUGCCAUCCAUAUCUCUCAAAGCAAACACAUGCAGCUACAAUGCAAUACAUAAAUGUCUGUUUUUUUGGGGGGUCGGGGGGUACAUUUUUCUGUUUUUUUCUGAAAGAGGGCUUGUAUGAACUAUUUGCAAAACCAAUCUUAUACACAUUUUUUUUCUUCCUAACACAUUACUUUACGUAGACAAUAUUUGCACUGGAAACCAUCCUCCAAAGUUAUAGUUUAACAUGUUUGAAAUACUUUUUUUUUAACUGAACAAACAGAACACAUUAAUUAUUGCCUAUUUACAUUGAUACUGUCUUGCUUUGUGUUUCCUGAAAAUAAUAGCACAUACACUACAUGGCCAAAAGGAUGUAGACACCUGACCAUCACAUUUAUAUUUUCUUAUUGCACAUCCCGUUCCAGAGUAGGUUCCCCCUUUGCUGUUAUAAUAACCAACAUUCUUCUGGGCAGGCUUUCUACUAGAUUUUGAAAUGUGGGUGUAGGGAUUUGUACUCAUUCAGAUUAGAGAGGUCAGGCACUGAUGUUGGGCAAAAAGGCUUGGUAUGUAGUCUGACAGCUGUGCGCUUUCAACUUUGUGCUAACAGUUUGGGGAAGAACCACAUAUAGGUGUGAUGGUCAGGUGUACACAUACUUUUAGGCAUAUAGUGUAGUAUGACAGGAAACCAAAAAUGGUUUAGAACAUUCUAAUAACUGAAAUAAUGAAAUGUAGUACCUUUACAUGACCACAGUCAAAAUAGCGGCUGCUUCAGGCGUCAAGGCUCUGUGUUAAAUUCUCAUCAGGGUUCUAGUAAAACAUCACCUGUGUUGUGACUCAGUAUAGACUGGUUGCAAAAUUUUUCAAUUCAAACAUAAUUGACAUAGUAUGUGUAGGCUUUUUUGUAUGUUGUGUAACGAAUGGUACCUAGUCGUCCUAUUCACUAUUGAUUCCAAAGGAAAAGUGACACUACUUUGCUGCAUGCAUGUACCCAACUUGUAAAUGUUCAACUGUUUAAGACUGUGCUUUAUUUUAUAGUCCUGGACAAAGUAAAUCUGCAUUACUGAUCCGGGCCAGUCAAUUUCACAUCAGUCUUAAAAAAUUUUUUUUUUUAAAAAUGGAUUAACAAAAUAUGGCUCUUGAGUGUAGAUCACUAGUAGUCAAAGCUUCUAUUGUACGUUCAGUUGUAAUUGGUACCUUUCUAAUAUCCUGACUAACAUUCUGAUUCAUUCGGACGCAUUGUGAGUAAAUCGUAUGUUAUAUUCACCCAAGUUUGACUAAGUUGAUGGGUGACUCACUAUUGUGUGUGCCCUCUACUGGUCAGCUACUGGUGCGGCUUAAAGGUCUAAUUGUGUACAUGUACAGGGCUUCUGUUUUUAAUAUGUAUUUUUUAAUUGAUUUUCAUUUGUACAUUUGCACAAUACAAUAGCUUUCACUUUUGAGCUGAUUGUUGUAAACUGAACUGAUGCUUUUUGAGGUGAGAUGACUUUUUUUAAUGAACAUAACUAUGUUGAAUAUAGUGGUAAUAAUCUUACAUGGAUAAACGGGAAUUGAGAUCCUAUGUACUGUACAAUUGAAUUAAUGUUGACUAAAGUGUAUUAAUUGCCAUUUCUUUUUCUUUCUUUUUUUUUUUUUUAAUUAAAUUUGCCUUAAGAAAGAAUGGACUGAAACUGUGAUAUUUCAUUAUCCAAGGUGGUCAUCCUGAUGACAUACUGUUUAUGGAUCCCUAUUUAAAUAUUUAGUAAUGUAAACUACUCACUUUGUGCACAGGGACAUUGUCAUGCUGGAACAUGCAAAGUCUAUGACAGCAAAGGCUAGGACCCUUAGUUCCACUGUUUCCCAAUCACUAGCUGGAUGUCACAUAGCCAAAUCAAAGCUUUAGCGUGAUAAUGCAUCAUUAGCAAUGCAUUUUAAUGUCAUUUGUAAAAGCUUAUGCUUUGUGUGUGCCUUAGCACACAUUCUUUAUAAUUUCGCUUUAAAUCUGUAGACCUCAAUCAUUUAAGCUGUAAAUAAUUAUCCAGUAUAUAAUGUAUUUCCUAAAGUACUUCAGAGUUAAAUGUUUACUAGCUAUUUUGUCUUCUGAUUAUGGAAGUUAAGUGAGUGAUUAAGUGGAAGUGAGUGAGUGAGUGGGUGUUUUUUUCCCCCCCUUUGUUUUUUGUUUUUGUUUUUAAGACUGAGGGCUGGUUAGCCCACUACUAAAAGAAGCCUUUAAUAAACAUUCUCUAGAUCA